AUGUUUGUUUUGGGGAGAGCCUCUAAGAGGUUUUCUGUGGUAAAAGAAAGCCGACCAAGACUAGUUGUAAUUAACAACAGACAAGUUAGAAGUUUUUCGGGGAAUUUUAUUAGAACAUCUAGAUACACAGCAUUGAACUUCAUACCAAAAUACCUUUUUGAGCAGUUUUGCAGACCUGUGAACUUUUAUUUUCUUGUAAUUUCUUUGCUUCAAAUAUUUCCUUCAAUUUCGUCAACAAAUGGAAUACCUACACUCGCAUUUCCUUUAGUAUUCGUUCUAUUUGUUGGAGCAGUGAAGGAUGGGUGGGAAGAUCUUAACAGACACCACAAUGACAAGAUUGAAAAUGAAAGAGAGGUUAUAGUUAUUAAGAGAUUUCCAUUUAUUAAUUAUAUUCAUGGAAGGACCUUAGCUUGUGACUUGGAAGAAGCAAAUAAGCCCAAGAACAAGAGCCCCUCUCUCAAACACGUGAUAUCUUUUAAGAAUGACACCAGUGAGACAUCAGAUUUAAACAAAUCCUGGUUCUUGGAUAUCGAAGGAUCAGAAAGGUCGACCUCCAGAGAGCUCAAAGUCGGGGAUAUUGUGAUACUGAGGAACCACGAGACGAUUCCUGCUGAUAUUGUUCUUCUUUCAACUUCUUCAGAGGAUGGAGACGUUUUUAUAGAUACUUCAUCUUUGGAUGGAGAGUCCAAUUUAAAAAGAAGGUUUUCUCACAAGGAGUCAACAAGAAUGCUUGGAAAUAAUAUUAAGGAUGUAAUUAAGAGAGCAAGAUACUUGGAAGGUUUAAUAGAAUGCUCACCCCCUGGAAAGGACUUGCAUAAUUUUGAUGGCACUGCAAUAAUAAGAUUGCCUCCUAUUUCCGAAGGCUUGGUUACCCAAGGAAACACCAUUACUCAAUUCCCAAUCAAUGUUGACAACAUUGUUCUAAGAGGAUGUAUCCUAAGGUCCACAGAAUGGGCCAUAGGGUGCAUAGUAUAUGCGGGACAUGAGUCAAAGAUUCAGAUGAACUCUUUGAAGCCUAGCAAAAAGAUGAGUAAUGUUGAUAAAUUUACAAACAGAAUGGUUUUGGUGGUACUAGUUAUUCUUUUUUGUCUUUGCUUGACAGGUUCUCUACUAACCUACAAAUAUAUCUCGGAUGGAGUGUUUGACAAACUUUCUUACCUCGGAGUUUCCGAUGUUAAUGAGACGUCUUAUAGAGCCACUGGCCAAGCCAUUCCAAUUUCUCUAGUCCCAGUGGUCAGAUUUUGCACAUGGAUUGUUUUACUAGCAAACAUUAUUCCAAUUGCUUUAGUGGUUUCAAUGAAGAUUGUAAAGGCAAUACAAGGUCAGUUCAUAUCCAGGGAUAGAGCCAUGUACGAUCCAGAGAAGAAAGCUUUUGUAGUUGCUAGAAACUCGGAUUUAAACGAAGAUCUUGGUCAAGUUAGGUAUAUAUUUUCAGAUAAGACAGGAACUCUUACAAGAAAUAUUAUGGAGUUCAAGUCUCUGGGUGUUGGAGGAGUUCACUACGGUUCAAUUGACACCUCUUCUUCAAAGGAUGAGGAUCCCAGUAUGGAUUUUGUAAUUCCUCAGGUGAGUAUCAGUGAUAAGAAAAUAUUUUCGGAUAUCAGAUCCAGGACAGAGCAGAGUCUUAAAAUCGGAAGUCUCCUGAUUAAUAUUGCAAUUAAUAACUCCAUAAUGAUUGAAAACCAGGGUGAGAUGUAUAACUUGUUAUAUAAAUCAGGAAGGAUAGAAUCUGCUUUCUUUCCUGAGAAUACAAUUUCAAUUACAAAUAAUACACCAAACUUAAAUAUUACUUCAAAUACCAAUACCAAGCUUAAAUCUAGGCUUGGUUCUAAUUUUAGGACAACUCUUAAGUCAUUUUCGAGCCAAAGUUCCAAAUCCAGUUCUAAUAACGGCUCUAACUUCAGACAAAAAAUGAGUUCUAAUUUCCCUUUAUACUCAGCUCAAUUCCCAGACGAGGCCGCAUUAUGCUAUGGAGCUCAGUACUUGGGGGUUUCACUUUUAUGCUUAAACCCAAAAACUAAGCAUAUGAUAUUGGACGCUUUUGGGGAACUUUUGGAUGUGGAAGUACUUGCAAAGAUUCCAUUUAACAGUGAAAGAAAGCGAAGCAGUGUUGUAGUAAGAAUAAAGAGACUGAACUCUAAACAAAACGAUAAGGAUUUUGGUAUUAUCUCUGAACUUUACCGAGAAAGGAUCAUGGUUUUUUCAAAAGGAGCAGACUCUACAAUGCUUCCUUUGCUGUUGCAGUCAGAUAUUGAAAACUUUCAGAAAGAUCUGGAUAUUGGAAACAAAAUGGCUAAUCAGGCUCUGAGAGUCCUUUGUAUCACUGAGAAGGAGAUUACAGAGGAGGAAUUUGCUAAUUGGAACAAAAAAUAUCAAGUAGCCAUAAAUAGUGUUGAAGGAAGAGAAUCAUCUCUACAGGAAGCCGCCUCCUUGAUUGAGAGAGAUCUUAAACUUCAAGGUGUAACGGGAGUAGAAGACAGACUACAGGAUGAGGUACCCGAAACUAUUAAAUGCUUGAGAGAUGCAGGAAUCAAAAUCUGGAUGCUUACUGGAGAUAAGGUUGAGACUGCCAGGGAAAUUGCUGCUUCAGCAGGACUACUAAUUCCUGGAUAUGAAAUUCUAGAACUUACAGAGAAUACAUGUUCUAACAGAUCUGAAAUUAAAAAAAGUCUUUUAAGUAUCAGCAAAUCAGUGGGGAUAAAUUUUGAAUUGGAUAAGAGUGAAAGAUUUUUAAGGAGAGUUAAACCCAGUAGUUCAAACUCGGAGAAGGAGACUAACUUCUCAAUUAUCAUUGAUGGGGCAAUUCUAGCAGAGAUUUUCUCAGGAUCACUUGCAAACAGUGAUUUUACUUCUGAAUGCAAAAGAUUUGAAGAUAUAAUCUCUAGCAUAAGUUCCAUUGAAAAGUUAUUUGUACAAAUCUGCUGUAAAUGCCAUACUGUAAUUUUUGCAAGAUUUGCACCUUCACAAAAAGGAAACAUAGUCAGAAUUGUGAGGAAACAUAUGGAUGAAGUGACUCUAGCAGUGGGAGAUGGAGCAAAUGAUUGCAAUAUGAUUCAAACAGCCAAUAUUGGAAUAGGAAUUAGAGGACUUGAAGGUAACCAAGCAUUUCUGACUGCAGAUUAUGGAAUCACGUCUUUUAAGGACCUCAAGGUGUUACUUCUUGUCCACGGAAGGCUUGCAUAUAGAAGGAUAUGCAAGCUUGCUUUAUAUAUGUUUUAUAAGAACCUGACAGUUAGUAUUCCCGUCUUUAUUUAUGGGUUUUUCACUCUUUGGAGUGGAACUAGACUUUAUUUUGACUAUUGGUACCAAGUAUAUAAUGUGAUCCUUUCUUCAGUUCCGAUCAUUGUAGUUUCAGUAUUUGACUUUGAUGUUACCAAAUCAGAAUCUCUUUCUAAACCACACUUAUACAAAUAUGGUUCCGAAAAUAGGUUUCUAAAUUUGAAGAUCUGCUUAAUUUAUUUACUAGACUCAGCCUGGCAUAUUUUCGUUAUCUUUACAAUCCCGUACAUUCUCUUUGGAGUGAACAGUACAAAUAUGUUCGGCUCAAACCAGUCUAUAGUAGGAGCUACAAUUUACUAUUUGGUCAUUUUAGUUGUAAACGUCAAGGUAUUAUUAAUGGCUGACCACAUCCACUACUUACUUGGUUUUGCCGUGGCAUUCUCAUUAUUUAGUUGGGUUUGCACUCUUUUUAUUUGUACAGCUUCUUUUACAAUUGGAAGCGAUGUUUAUACGCUCUGGAUCCCUUUAUAUAAUAACGUUCUUCUUUGGAUUACCCUAAUCUCUGGGCUUAGUAUUUCACUUUGGCCAGACUAUUUUGUCAAAGUUCUCUUCAGUGAGUGGCCCAAAGUAGAUGAUAAGUAG
Cryptosporidium ubiquitum is the source of this 3861-nucleotide messenger RNA. RefSeq names its product P-type ATPase. The coding region runs from base 1 to 3861 and encodes 1286 amino acids. Gene Ontology annotation, cellular component: plasma membrane. Gene Ontology annotation, biological process: phospholipid translocation. Lineage: Eukaryota; Apicomplexa; Conoidasida; Eucoccidiorida; Cryptosporidiidae. Gene Ontology annotation, molecular function: ATP hydrolysis activity; ATPase-coupled intramembrane lipid carrier activity; ATP binding. The record is from RefSeq and is a predicted model, not a curated record. The transcript is spliced from 2 exons.